Saccostrea echinata is the source of this 1288-nucleotide messenger RNA. RefSeq names its product melanocortin receptor 3-like. Gene Ontology annotation, biological process: G protein-coupled receptor signaling pathway. Gene Ontology annotation, molecular function: G protein-coupled receptor activity. The coding region runs from base 48 to 1040 and encodes 330 amino acids. The record is from RefSeq and is a predicted model, not a curated record. The transcript has 5 exons. Lineage: Eukaryota; Metazoa; Mollusca; Bivalvia; Ostreida; Ostreidae. Gene Ontology annotation, cellular component: membrane.
UUUCAUCUACCGCAAACAAUGAUGUGUUUAAGAACCCUACGACAUAUAUGAAUGACACGGAUCUAGAAUCGAAAUAUACGUCUGAAGUGCAUGGAGUUGCAUUUUACGUUUAUUAUUAUGGGAUGUUUAUUAUAAUUACGUGCGUUAACAUUCCCGGAAAUAUCCUGGUUAUCAGGACUGUGAUAAAGAAUCCGCAUCUCCGACAGCCCUGUAAUCUUUACAUCGUGAGUUUGGCAGUUACAGAUUUACUUGUUGGAAUAGUUUAUCCUGUAUACAACAUUGCUCAUCUUGAGCACGUGCCAGAAGUCAGUCGGCCGUUAGGCCGGUGGAGCGUUUGUCGUUUCUUGGUGACUGAGGUGCUUGCAUUGGGAAUUAUCUGUUCUUAUCACUUAGUAGCCAUCACUGUCACCCGAUAUGUCGCCAUUGUGUAUCCGUUACGUUAUCACCUAUACAUCACAACAAAAUCCACAAAGUACACCAUCUUCACUAUUUGGGCCCUAUCACAGUGUGUGUGCAUUAUAAUGUAUACUUUUUACAACCGAGAAGAAUACAUCGAGGGACGUGUUGUCUGUCGCUACGAGCUGAUCUUCUCUGUGACACAUGUGAUUAUAUUCCUCAUUAUUCAGUUGUUUCUACCUCUCCUGAUUAUGCUGACAUUGUAUAUUAGAAUCGUUAAAAUUGCAAGAAGUCAGGCAAAAAUCAUAGCUCUUCAAGAACGAGUGCUGGGAAAUAGAAGUCUUAAUUCAAGUAAUAAUUUCAUUCGUCAAGAACUGAAGUCAACAGUAAUGGUGUCUGUUUUGUUGGGAUUCUACAUAAUGGCAUGGACGCCAUUGACAAUAUAUUUUUUCUACCAAAUAACUUGUGCUACAAAUUGCUACGAUUCCUCAUUUAUUAGAGCUACUUGCCGAAUCCUGCUGUUUAUGAAUUCAGCUGUAAACGUAUUUAUUUAUGCUGGUCGUUUGCCAGAAUUUCGAAAAAGCAUUAGGCUUGAUAUCACAAAACUUCAUAAAAUCUUGUGUUCCUGUGGGCAGAAGUUUUGAAAUGAACCAUUUUAGAUGUAUUUGAGGAGAACUACACAGCACAUUGAAUAUCGGUAUUCAAUUGUGAUCACAAACCUCAUAUUAAAUUUACCCGUAAUAAAACAAUGGAAUCUGGGUGAAAUGAGAUUACAGAGGAAUUUUAUGAUUAAGUUAUGAUUUAAUUUAUCUCUGAAGAUUUUGUCAAAAGUGUGUUUGUUAAAUAAAAAUAGAUUUUAUUUAGCUAAAGUAGGGAGAAGAUUUCAUAUCAA